ACUUUGCUUAAGGCAUGAUAAUUCCCCAUGAAAACAUCAAGAAAGCUCUUGCUUCUAAUGUAAGAGAGGAAUUUGGAACAAAAUCUUUGUACAACCUUAAUGAUUUCUGAACCCGCACAAGUUUCUUUGGCCUCCAGCCUCCUAGCAAGAAUGUGAUCGGAACAGCUGAUCUCUCACCUUCAUGAAAUUGCUCAGGUGAUUUUGCACUAUCAUUUCUCCUACCCCCUUUCACACAAACUUCUCUUCAACUUGCUUUUGAGAAGUCCCCAGAACAGACCGUCCCAGAAAUUUAGAUCUCCACAUGGGAAGUUUUUUCAAUUAUUUGAAAGGAAAAUUAAGUACUCAGAGGGCAAUGAUUGUGAUCGCUACGCCCUUUGUCAUAUUUGCCGGCAUUUCCAUGGGAUAUUGGGCUCUUACGAAUCACCUUAGGAAAGGAAGACCUAAGAUUCGACGUCUUCCUACGAGGUCUAUGUCCAUUGGGGCUCUCCACGGAGGCAAAUUGGCCUUGCAGAGGUUGGUUGAUUAUCAUGAAGCUCAUGACAAUGCAGCAUCACUGCACAAAGCUGAGACAGAGUUAGUGGAUUUGCUUAAAGAGGAACAACCCGAUUUAAUGCAGCUGCAGAGAACGGUGGCAAAGCUGGAAAUGAGCGGGAAAGAAGAGGAAGCGGUGGCAAUAUUAGAAAAAGCAGUGGAGAAUGCACAAAAGGAAAAGCAACACGAAGCCUAUGAAAUCGAAAUGCUGCUUGUGGAGAUGCUCAUCUACAAGGGAGAUUUUGAAAAGGCUUUAAACUGCGAAUGCUUGAAGCACGAGGAGAUUUCUGAUGCGCGACGUCCACUGUACAAGGCUAUUAUUUACAUCAUGUUAGGUAAGUAUGAACAAGCCAAAAAAUGUUGGGGAGAUUUUAAGGGUAUUCAAAGAAACCUUCAAUGGCCACCUAGUCUGAAGGAAAGUCAAGUGGAUACAGCUAGCUCUAUUAACCAUUUCAAGGAGUUUGAGAAGGUAGUCAAGUUCCUGAAAGAUGAUAUCCACAAGGCACAGGCACAGAGGAUGGCACAAAAUUAAGUAAGAAAUCGUACUCAUGCAUUAAUCAAGUUACCUGGUACUGCUAGCUAGCUUCAAUUGUGAUUAAUUUUGCAGUACUCCUGCUUGUAUUUCUUCAAUCUCCCUUCUCCUUCUUGGGUUGGGUUGGGGUACUUGGCCAACAUUAUCAUAUCAUGUUGAAUGCUUAUGGUAUUUGUAUUUGUAA
Molecule: messenger RNA, 1247 nt
Organism: Juglans microcarpa x Juglans regia
Lineage: Eukaryota; Viridiplantae; Streptophyta; Magnoliopsida; Fagales; Juglandaceae
Exons: 4
Coding region: 302-1063 (253 amino acids)
Molecular function (GO): protein binding
Source: RefSeq, a predicted model, not a curated record